Effrenium voratum is the source of this 2376-nucleotide messenger RNA. Lineage: Eukaryota; Dinophyceae; Suessiales; Symbiodiniaceae. The record is from the annotation of a GenBank genome assembly.
GCCCCGGCACCGAAUGUCGCUUGUGCACCUGGCAGGGCUGAAGAGGAAGGCCAAGCUGCACCAUGUCAUCGGCACCACCUUCGGCCAGUGGAUUCUGGUGCUGAGCCUUUUCUUGUGCCUGCAGUGCAGCGGCACUGUCCUGUGGCUGCUUUCGGGCGGAAACGAUGAGUUCAGCACCACCUUGAAUGACAGUUGGUGGAUCAGCUACACUUUGCUGAUUGACAUCGGCACUCAGACGGGCUUUGCUGCACAUGAGCGCCCUACCAUCAAGAUCGUGAGCGUUGUCAUAUCGUUAGUUGGCUUCGUCUACUGUCUCACGCUUCUGGGUAUGGUUGUGGACCUCAUCCGGGAGGUGCUGGACGACUGCCGGUUGCGGUAUAGCAGCGUGCCAGCGCAGGGGCACUGGUUGAUCCUGGGCUGGGGCGACAAGACGCUGCUGUUGGUGGAUGAGUUGCUGACGUCCAUGGCGCAAACCAAGCGUGGCCGGUGUGGCUGCUGCAAGCGGCGCCAAAUCGUGAUACUCGCAAACAUGCCAACGCAGCAGAUGGCAGACGAGGUUCAAGUGCAUUGCAUGACCGACCCGCUCCUCCAGUGGAUCACCUCGCUCUUCUUCCCCGUGGUGCGCUUCCGGGAGGGCAGCCCCACGGACGUCACGGAGCUGCUGCGCGUGAGCGCGCCCUACGCCCGGGACAUCCUGGUGUCCUCCACCUCGGAGAACGGGCCCCGCUCCGACCUCAAGGCCAUCUCCGCGCUGCUGGCCGUGGCGGCAAUGCCCUCAGACUCGCCGCUGACCGGGGAGGUCUGGGUCGAGGUGUGCCAGGAGCAAAGCAUCCGGGCAGUCAACACCAUCCUACCGCAGGCGCGCACCAUCGUGGCGCGGAAGCUGGUGAAUCGCAUGAUGGUUCUGCGCGCUCUCGUGCCAUCAGCAGGCUACGUGUACCUAAGCUUGACCACUCUCAAGGGCGACGCGAACCUCCACGUUCUGCCAGCUCCUUCCCUCGUUUGUGGCGUGUCUUUCAAAGAGCUGUGCCGCUUUUUCCCCGACGCGGUGGUUUGCGGCGUGCAGCGAGCAGGGCACCAGGCGCUUGUGCCGCACGGCAGCUACCGCAUCGAGGCCACCGACACCCUGGUGCUGAUCGCGCGAGGCGCCGAGGACGCGCAGCGGUGUUUGCGGGCACGUCGGCCGAUUGCCUACGAGUGCAAAGCGGAGCCAUGCGGCAGCGUAUGCACUGCGGAGCCUAUGGUCAUGGAAGACGGCCAGCUCCGACUUGGCCCUGCUGCGGAUGGUGCAAAGGUGGUGCUCUUGCUGGGCUGCCCCAGCGACGUCGCGGAGAUCUUGGACAUCAUGGAUGUUCUUCUGGCGGCUGGAAGCGCGGUGCACAUCCUGUCUAGGACGCCAGCUGCAGAGCGCGAACAGCUCAUCCAACAGCAUUUGCGGAAUGCGGGGCGGGCGGCCUUUGCGCGCAUCACUGUGCACCAGUACGAGGGCGAGAGCACCAGCAAGUGGGAAAUGAUGAAGCUCCCGCUGGAGACGGCCACCUGCGCCCUGAUCCUGGCGGAGCGCUUGAGCGAGGACGAGUCCACCCUGGCAAUCGACUCCCGGAACCUCACUACGGCGAUCCUGCUGAAGCAGAACCUCACCACUGUCGGGGGGCUAGGGCCAGGCACUCCCUCACGGAGCAUCACGCGGACGUAUACCACCGCCUCCAAAGACAGCACCGUUGUGCGAGGCAACCGGCAGAAGUGCAAGUUGGUGACCGAGCUUUUGGACCCAAAGAGCGAGACCGUGCUGGCUAGCAAUGCUGGGGUGAGGAGCCAGGGCUCCUAUGUCUACACCAAUGCUAGGGAGACAGCCAUUUACGCCCUGGCAGUCGAGCAACGCGAGGUGUAUAACCUCUUUGAGCAGUUAUCCGACGCACGCUGCGACGCCGGCUUCGUGACAACUGCGCCGGUGAGCCAUUACAUCGAUGGGAUCGAAGAUCUCUCGUUCUACGAGAUGCAUGACAGGGUCUUCCAGACCUGCGGCGGUGUGUUGCUGGGCUGGCGGGACUUCGCGGAGCGCUACCCCCAGCUGAACCCCCCGGACAAGGCUGAGACGCUGGAGUGGGCGGAUGUUGGCGGGUCGGAGCUCAUCAUUCUGCGGCCUGCAGAUGGAAGUGGCGAGGUGAAGUCGGCAGGCAGUCCAAGAAAGCAGCUUGCGACGGAGGAGUGAGAAGGAGACAGUGGAGGAGGUUCCAAAGGAGCAAAGUCCCAAGUCUUAGGGGGCUUGCCCCAGCCGGCCAGUCUCUCGAUAGUUCUGAGUGCCACUGUCCAGUGUACAGCAGUGGUGGAAAUUCUGAAGUUUCGCGUGCUUCGAUUGUGGCAAAAUCGAGUCCA